Molecule: messenger RNA, 1072 nt
Organism: Neocloeon triangulifer
Lineage: Eukaryota; Metazoa; Arthropoda; Insecta; Ephemeroptera; Baetidae
Gene: Ppcdc
Product: phosphopantothenoylcysteine decarboxylase
Exons: 4
Coding region: 220-807 (195 amino acids)
Biological process (GO): coenzyme A biosynthetic process
Cellular component (GO): phosphopantothenoylcysteine decarboxylase complex
Molecular function (GO): FMN binding; phosphopantothenoylcysteine decarboxylase activity
Source: RefSeq, a predicted model, not a curated record
GUCGGUGUGUUUAUUUUUGUCUGGGAAUUUAACACUCAAGAAUUCGGGUGUAUAAACUUGUUGAUUUUACAGAACGGCAAUUUGUGAUCAGAACUUUUGCAAAACUAUUUCAAGAAAAUUGAAGGCUUUUGUCGAGGUUUUAUCCAAAGAGUCAGCCAGUUCAUUGGCUCGUUGAGACUCAUUGUCCGUCGGUUGUUCGUGCGAGAAACAAGCAAGAGGAUGUCGUUCGAGUACCACGUCCUUGUCCUUUGCACAGGAAGCGUCGCCUCCCUGAAGGUGCCUCUUUUGUGUCAGCAGCUCAUGGCCCAUGAAGUUCUUGUUCGUGUGGUCGCCACAGACUCGGCGGCCAAUUUCUUAGAGUGUGAGACUGAAAUGCCAGAGGACGUCAAGGUUUUCAGAGACAAAGACGAAUGGGCCUCCUGGAAUAAGAGGGGCGAUCCAGUCUUACACAUUGACCUCAUGAAGUGGGCCGACAUGAUGGUUGUAGCUCCGGCCAGUGCAAAUACUCUGGCGAAAUUAGCCAACGGUCUUUGUGAUAAUUUAGCUACAUGUGUUGCUCGAGCGUGGCCUCUUGGCAAAAAACCAGCCAUUUUCGCCCCUGCCAUGAACACAAAUAUGUGGAACCACCCAGUCACAAAGAAACAAGUCGAAACCCUCAUCAGCUGGGGCUACUCAGAAAUCCCACCAGUUGCCAAGCAGCUCAUGUGUGGUGACAAAGGAGAAGGCGCCAUGGCCGAAGUUGACACCAUAAUUGAAAAAAUUAUCACUUACAAAAUAGAGAGAAUCAUGAGCGAUUAUUUCCACUGAUUUUCAUUUCCCCAAACUAACACCAUUAACAAAUUGUGCCUGUUUUGUGUGUGUGUGACUUUAAUUCCCUUAAUUUUAUUACCUGAACCAAGGGUCCAAAACCAGUUUGUCUGCAGAGCAUGACCUAGUCACCAAAAACCUUCCUUACGUAAGACUUAAAGUACCAUUAAACUUUGAGGAAAACCUCCUGUGAUACUUGAUAAUUGUUUAUAAAACCAUUAUUUGAAAGUUUGAUAUCCCGUGAAGAAUAAAAUAUCUGCUUAAU